Molecule: messenger RNA, 2319 nt
Organism: Pygocentrus nattereri (red-bellied piranha)
Lineage: Eukaryota; Metazoa; Chordata; Actinopteri; Characiformes; Serrasalmidae
Gene: rnf34b
Product: ring finger protein 34b
Exons: 8
Coding region: 83-1288 (401 amino acids)
Biological process (GO): proteasome-mediated ubiquitin-dependent protein catabolic process; protein K48-linked ubiquitination; negative regulation of extrinsic apoptotic signaling pathway via death domain receptors
Cellular component (GO): plasma membrane; cytoplasm
Molecular function (GO): ubiquitin protein ligase activity
Source: RefSeq, a predicted model, not a curated record
GAGAGGGAGGGAGAGAGAGAGAGAGAGAGAUGCUGCGGCUGUAUUCAGAGCUGAGCGGAGGAUUUUACAGGCCGGAGCUGAAAUGAAGGCCGGGGCGUCCUCUAUGUGGGCGUCCUGUUGUGGAUUGUUGAAUGAGGUGAUCGGUACAGGGUCAGUGCGGGGGCAGCAACCUGGUUUUGGUGGGGCUGCCGGACCCUUCCGUUUCGCCCCGAGUGCCGGAUACUCCACCUACCCACCGACCCCGACCCCCACUGCCACCGCUGGACUGGUGUGCAAGGCCUGUGGACUCGCAUUCUCUGUCUUCAGACGCAAGCAUGUUUGUUCGGACUGUAAGAAGAGCUUCUGCUCGCUGUGCUCAGUGCUGCAAGAGAACCUGCGCAGGUGUGUUACCUGCCACCUGCUGUGGGGGACAGCGUUCCAGCGACGACGUUUGAUGCGUCUGCGUGUGAAGGACCUGCGCCAGUACCUGCGUCUGCGCAACAUCAGCACUGACACCUGCAGGGAGAAGGAGGAUCUGGUGGAGCUGGUGCUCAGACACCUGGGAGCAGAGCUACAGCCACCUGAGGACCAGGAGGAGGAAGAGGAGGAGGAGGAGGAAGAGGAGGAGGCGGAGUCAGACAAUCUGCACCCUGCUCUGCCCACAGCCCUAACCCCACCCCCUACAGCACGCUCCACCUCCCAGCACUCUGUCUCUGCACUGUCAGUCUCUGCCUCUCAGGGAGAAACUCCCAGCCCCAGCAACAGCUCAGGAACCAGCCAGGAUCACGGGGACAUUGCAUCUGUCUCUCUCCUGACACUGGAGCCCAAUGAUCGUUUACUAGAGUCCAGUCCGGUGGUGCAGCGGCGAGCACGGGCCUCUCUUUCUGAUCUGUCCCACGAGGAGGACAUCGAAGCUCUCACCGUUCGGCAGCUGAAGGAGAUUUUAGCGCGUAACUUUGUUAAUUUUUCGGGCUGCUGUGAGAAAUGGGAGCUGGUGGAGCGAGUGCACCGACUGUACCGAGAAAAUGAAAUCAACCGCAGGUCCAUGGAAAAUGUGAGCAACAGCAUCACGGCAGUGGUGGCGUAUCCUCCUCCGAUAUGUGAUGGAGGAGUCGGAGAUGGUGGCACUGUAGCUCCUCUGGGUUCAGUGGAUGAGAACCUGUGCCGUAUCUGUAUGGACGCUGUGAUCGACUGUGUCCUGCUGGAGUGCGGUCACAUGGUCACCUGCACUAAGUGUGGAAAGAGGAUGAACGAGUGCCCGAUCUGCAGGCAGUACGUGGUCCGAGCCGUGCACGUCUUCAAAUCCUAACACUCGCACUUGCGCUGCUCCGGACCGGACUCAGAGGCGCACCCUACAGGACUGCUGCUGGACAAACGCCUCCGAUGGACUGAAUGCAAAAUUUUCAUCUUAUUCACUGACUCUAGCUGUCACCCUCUUGAGUUCCAGUCUGUGUGUGCGUACUAACCCAGGGUAAGUGUGUUUUAGUGAUUGAAAUAAAACGUAGGAGAAGAUCCGACGUGGUUUACACUCCUCCAAAUGUUUCAUGUGCAAUAUAAGAUAAAGAACUGAAGUGUGUGAGUAGAGGGUGAACCGUUUGCCGUUAAAGACGCUGAUCAUCCGUAGCAGGACUGAAGCCAGCAGUGCUGUAUAGCAUGGAGGUGCCAAAUACACGUCCCACUGUUACUGUUAGAAACAUCACGCCACGCUCUGAAUUACAGUCCACACCUGGCAACCGCAUGACCAGCUAAGAGCGGAUACACAGACAUCCUGAAGCACCACACCCCUGCAGACAGAGCUAGAGCGCCCACUGAGCCAGAGAAAGAGGUCAGCACCUUCACUGGAUCUGCUUCAGCCAUUAUGUAGCCACUGACCUCAGUAUGGAAGGCUGUUCCUGCCAGGUAGAGGAAAAAUCACCUGUUCUUCUGAUUCUCACAGCAGUAUGCCCACAUAUUGUGACUUAUUGCCCCAAAUUAUUUGUGUAUUAUAAAACAAUGACAUUGUCCUAAAAUAUUAAUGUAUUAUUAUAAAACAAUUAUUUUCCCAAAAUAUUCAAUCAUUAUAACAUUAUCUUUUUUUUCCUGACUUUUUCUUUAAAUAUUGGCUAAAUAUCUAAAAGUAAUGAAUUUUGAUGUAGUAUCUCAAAACAAAGACUUAUUCUCUCCAAGUAUUGACUUCAAAAUAAUGAUCAGUUUUCUCUAAAUAUUGGCUUAAUACUGUAUCACAAUGUGUUUUCUAGAGACUUUGAAUCAUUAUGUUGAAAACAUUACAUAUAAGAUUUUUAUUAAUGAAUUAUUGUUAUGACUACUAAGUCAUUAUUUUGACGGAGUAAGUAAAUAUUA